GUUCAGUUCAUUAGUCAGCCAUUUUGGUCAACACCCUGCUUACUGCGCACAACCAAUCCUAUUAGCACUCGCUGUCCUGGCUUCUCUGGGAGGAAAGCGACCAGCAGUUUGAUUUCAGCAAAUCUGGAUAUCUUGUGCUGUAUUCUUGCUUUGUUUUUGCUUGGGCAACCAUCAGAGGAAGCCCUUUUUCUUCUUUUUUUUUUUUUUUCCUCCCCCUUUCAUAUUUCUCACCUUUUUUUUUUUUUUCCUUUUUUUCCCCCCUUCUGCUCUGAUGCAGAAGCCAGGUUUUCUGUAGUCGCUUAGGAUCAAUAGCCUUUAGCGUAGCUGAAGACGACGACAGUUGAUUGGAAAGGAAGGAGGAAGAGAGAGCGUGAAGGAGCAGCAUUUUUACCUUGCUUUAUCUAUGAAAAGGCCAGAGCAGUUUCUGUGAUCGUGAGCAUAUCUGUCCUUAAUAGCAAGGUAUUUCUUAUUUUCUGCCUCAGAAAGCUUUUCUUUUUAGUUCUUUUUUUUCCUGUUGUUAUUGUUGUACCAGCUGAGUCAUCAUGUCUGCUCUGACGCCUCAAAGCGACAUGCCAACCCCCACCACAGACAAGAUCACUCAGGCUGCCAUGGAGACCAUCUAUCUUUGCAAAUUCCGAGUGUCGAUGGAUGGAGAAUGGCUCUGCUUGCGUGAGCUGGACGACAUCUCACUGACACCCGACCCAGAACCUACCCAUGAAGACUCUUGGGAGGAUUUGACAGAUGUGGUGGAGCAAAUGCGUGAUGAUACUGAAGAUCCUAACUAUCUCAUGGCUAAUGAACGCAUGAACCUGAUGAACAUGGCGAAACUGAGUAUAAAGGGGUUGAUUGAAUCAGCACUUAAUCUAGGCAGAACACUGGACUCUGACUAUGCACCUCUUCAGCAGUUCUUCGUUGUGAUGGAGCAUUGCCUUAAACACGGCUUGAAAGCAAAAAAGAGUUUUCUUGGGCAAAACAAGUCAUUCUGGGGACCUCUGGAACUGGUGGAAAAGCUUGUUCCUGAAGCUGCAGAGAUCACAGCAAGUGUUAAGGAUCUCCCAGGGCUGAAGACACCUGUGGGUAGAGGAAGAGCUUGGCUUCGUCUGGCUCUAAUGCAGAAGAAACUUUCAGAAUACAUGAAAGCCUUGAUUAACAGGAAGGAUCUUCUCAGUGAAUUUUAUGAGCCUAAUGCACUCAUGAUGGAAGAAGAAGGUGCUAUCAUUGCUGGCCUCCUAGUAGGGUUGAAUGUCAUCGAUGCAAACUUUUGCAUGAAAGGAGAAGACCUGGAUUCACAGGUUGGAGUUAUUGAUUUUUCAAUGUAUUUGAAAGAUGGGAACAGCACAAAAGGCAAUGAGGGAGAUGGUCAGAUAACUGCUAUUUUGGACCAGAAGAACUAUGUAGAAGAACUCAAUAGACACUUAAGUGCUACAGUAAACAACCUCCAGGCAAAGGUGGAUGCUUUAGAAAAAUCCAACACUAAACUGACUGAGGAGCUUGCUGUUGCAAACAACAGGAUUAUUACACUGCAGGAGGAGAUGGAACGGGUUAAAGAAGAAAGUUCUUACAUCUUGGAGUCCAAUCGUAAGGUCACUAAAGACAGAACUGCAGAUGGACAUGCACUGACUGAGGCACGAAAACAGUUAAAGGAGGAGACUCAGCUGCGGCUGGAUGUGGAGAAAGAGCUGGAGGUGCAGAUCGGGAUGAGACAGGAGAUGGAGUUAGCCAUGAAGAUGCUGGAGAAGGAUGUUUGCGAGAAGCAAGAUGCGCUGGUGGCGCUCAGACAGCAACUGGAUGAUCUCAGGGCCCUAAAGCAUGAACUGUCUUUCAAGCUGCAGAGUUCAGACAUGGGAGCGAAACAGAAGAGUGAAUUAAAUAGCCGUUUGGAAGAAAAAACAAAUCAGAUGGCGGCUACCAUCAAACAGCUUGAACAAAGUGAAAAGGAUUUGGUGAAACAGGCAAAAACCUUAAAUAGUGCAGCAAACAAACUGAUCCAGAAGCAUCAUUAGGCAUUUUUAUGUCUGGUCGCCUCACAGCUCUGACAUCAGAACUCAUUUAUGAGGGAAGAACUUGAGAAUUACUGUUUAAAUGUUAAUUGUCUCCUAAAGUUGAUUUGAAAUUUGCUGAAUUUUUAAAAUCAGUGAGUUUUUCUUCAGAGAUUUAGAAUUGGGUAUAAAAAUCCCUAACUUUGCCAUUUAAACUGUUAAACUAUCAAUGAGCUGGCCAAUAAACACAUCAGAAAAGCGUAAGGAAUGGGAGAUAAGUGGCUCUGUACAUCCCUGUGAUGCAUACUGUAUACAGCAGCACAAGUCUUCGACAUUUAUGGAUACUAGAUGCGUUGUUCAAGCCAAUAUCUGAUUGGCCAGCUCUGGAAAGCCAACUAGUUAUCUGUGUUACCCUUUUUGUGAAGUAGACGAGAAAAUGCAUCCCUGGAAGUUGUUGAAAGUAGUUGUGUGCGUACCCCAAACUGUUACCCAUUCACUUCUGUUCUGUGGGUUUACCCCCAAGUCAAAGACAAAUGGGCGCCUCUCGGUAGCUCGUCGGGUGAAGACCAGCCAGCCUUCUUUUAACCAAGACUGCUUGCAACGAUUUUGCCUUAGUGACUUGGUGGGAUGGUGGGGAAAUUAUCCUUAUUCCUUUAAACUUCAUGUGUCCAGAAUUAGUAGCUAGGUGUCUUAGAGUAAUAUGAUAGAGUGGUAAGUUCAGUGAAAACCUCCUUCUCUUUGCAUUGCCUUCUACCUCUGCCAUGAAUCCCUCUAGAAAUACGUUGCAGUUCUUCCUGACUGAAGGAAGAUGAGGAGAGGUGUUUUGAUAGGUCUUUCCUCUUCCUAGAAAGGGAAGUUACGCAUUUUACAAAAAUAUUCUGAUCUUUAUACUCUAGUGUUUAAAAAAAAAAAAAAAAAGGAAAAGAAAAAAAAAAAGUGCAGUGGUGGGGAGUGGGACCAGUAAUUUGGUACUUGACCAUUCCUUGUCUGAGUAGUUAGUGGUUUAAGGGGAAGAGUUGCCUUUUGCUAUUAUACUUGUUACAUUUGUUUCUAAGUUUCUGUUGCUUGAUACAAAUACGGAAUUUGCUACUGAAAGAACAGCUAAAGCUUGGAAAAAGCUCUGAAUAGGAAAAAUCAUCGUCAACUUAACACCCCAGUGCAAAACUUCAAAUAACCGUAGCUUGAACUAUUGUAAAUGAAUAUCUUCUUCCCAGUGGCCGCAAGAGUUCACCGUGCUGGCCCCUCACAGGCUUUAGGUUAUAACUGCUCCUAGAAAUAUUUUGCUUCAACAAAAUGAUAUUUGGUUUUUUUUUCCUGUGUUGAAUAAGGGUCUUUUUGCUCUGAUGAGGUGCUCGUAAACAUUCUUAGAGGCCAGCUCCUCCUUUGUCCUAUCAAAGAGUGCUCUCUGGGGUGCUGGGAGGCAAACGUGACUGUAAUGCAACUGGGGAAGAAAAAACGUAUUGAAUUCUCAUUUAGGUACAUGUAAAAAUCAGCCUAGUCCUCCUAUACCCAAGCGUGUAUCACUGCUUAGCUUGUCUAAUUGACUCCUGCACAAGCAGACUUGGGAGACUGCAUUUGAGUCUUUCAGUGAUCUCCAAGUCGCAUGUUUGAAAGUAUAAACUUAAUCUUCGGUAAUCUUUUACUAUAAAUGCAUUUUAACUUCCUGAAAAAGAUGAAAGCUUUCAUCAAGGUAUCCAAAUAGCUAGUUAGGACAGUUAACUCCCCUGCCCUUCCUCAAAUUUCAUUUGUAGAAAUGGUGGUUUGGGCUGGUUUUGUUUGCUGUCACGGCAAUUCUAAAAUAAGAUAAGAGUUAAGUAUCUGGCAGUUUCUGAUGUCGCGUCCAAAGCAGAGAUGCUUUGGUAUGCUAAUGCCCGGGCACUUGAUCCAAUGCGAUAGUCUGUGGAAGAGACCAGGAAAAUGCACUAAUUCUAAAUAUAAUAGCUAACCUAUGUUGCGAGUUCCAGUUACAUGUGUAAAGCUGAAAUGUAACGUACAUUAAAAUCAAAUUUGACUUAAAAUUCUGUGUACUUGAGGUUUGCUUUGAAUUUGGAUAGAAGUGAUGUUUUAUGUUUUUCAUCUAAUGGCUGUAAACUGUAGUAAUAGAAUAAAAAACAUUGAAAAUCA
This is a messenger RNA of Struthio camelus australis, 4103 nucleotides long. The record is from RefSeq and is a predicted model, not a curated record. Lineage: Eukaryota; Metazoa; Chordata; Aves; Struthioniformes; Struthionidae.